Molecule: messenger RNA, 468 nt
Organism: Perkinsus marinus ATCC 50983
Lineage: Eukaryota; Perkinsozoa; Perkinsida; Perkinsidae
Exons: 4
Source: RefSeq, a predicted model, not a curated record
AUGAUGCUUAUAGAGGUCAUGGCUGUCUUUGAAUGUGUGAAUAUAGAGGAUGAACAUAGACUCAAGAAGAAGGGUGAAGUAGAGGUACAAGGUGUGAAGGCUAGGAUUAUCAAUCCUAAGGAUGCUAUCGUCAAAGGUUACAUGAACUUUGAUGGUGACAUAAUGAAGAAGGCUAUGGGUUUGGAGAUAGUACCUUCCAGGAUACUAGUCAUGACUAACUUUGCUGGUAGUGUUGAGGAACUGUUAGAUGAUAUCAACUACAGUGACCUAAUGGAUGAUAUCAAAGUGGAGUGUAAGUCGAUAACUGCUGGUGCAGAUGUCCGUAGCAUCAUUAUUCCUCGUCCCGAAUCCACAAUGCAACCAGCCAAUGGUAAUGAUGUGGAUACACCUGUUGGGCAGCAACCACCCAAUGGGGAUAUUAAUCAUCAUGACUCGGCUACGAUGGAGGAUGACGCCGGUGACCAAAGG